UUAAUGUACCUGAGCUAACAUGAAAUAAUUGUUUUUUUAUUAACUAGCGUAAACAAAAUGAAUAAAUACUGUAACAUAUGUUUAGAGCUCAUUGUUAGUUAACUAACAUUAACUAAUUGGAACUUGUUGUAAAGUGUGUUACCAAAAUUUGUUUUAAAAUGUUACCUAAUCAUUUAUUGUAAACCGCGUAUGAGUUUCGUAUCUGUGACGAAACCGACGCGUGAAUUGAAACUGAAAGUAAAAUCAGCCGUUUUUGUUUAUGUCUGACUGAAACUCUGUGAAACUGACUGUGAACCGGGAGCUGACGUAUCUUGAGGAAGGUUUCCAUACACACAGCACUGAGGAGCUUUUGCGGCUGUAUUGUGUGUCUGUGAAUGGGAGACUUCUGGAGUAAAAUGGCACAUUAUGGACGAUACAGCCGAUCCACAUCAUGGAACUAUUCCAGGGAGUAUGAAGUGAGAGGCCUUUUCAACGACAGUCUAUCUUGUUGUAUUAAUGCUUUGCUUCAGUCCUUCAAAGCCACCACUGAACUACUGGACAUACUGAACAAAUGGAAUCCAUCAGAUAGGAUCGAACAGAGUAACAUCCCACUGCAUUUGAAGAACACCCUGCUAGCCAUGAGGGAUGGAUCACAUCCUUCUCCGCACAGAGACUUCCUGAACAGCCUCUACCGUCACACCAUCCGCCGAUACACUCAACAGGAUGCGGAUGAAACAUUCCACCUUAUCCUCAAUCUCAUGCAGAAGCAGAUGCCUGAUCGUUGCUUGGCUCAGGAAAUCCGCAGUCUCUAUGAGAUAAAGGUAGAGACACAGGUGACGUGUUCACAUUGCGCAUCCAUUCAGCGAAUGCCCAACUCUCUUUUCAGCCUUCCUUUGGCAAUCUGUGAAGGGGGAAACACCCUGGAGAGCUGCAUCAACUCCUUUUUCCAGCUUCAAAACCUGGUGGACGGUGAGGAGUGGUACUGUGACCAGUGUGAAAAAAAGCAGCCAUCCACUCAUGAACUGAAACUUGUCUCAUUGCCUCCGAUUCUGUGUGUCCACUUGAAAAGAUUCAGAAACGAUUGUGGCUUCACCAGGAAACUCUACAGCAAAGUCACCUUCCCUGAAACUUUUAACACAGAUGUUUUUGCUACAGGACAAUCCGAAAAUGUUACGAAUGAUUCCCCCAGGUCUGAUGAGCAUUACAGUCUCUAUGCAGUAAUAGUUCAUAAAGGAUCUGUUACUAUGUUUGGUCACUACACUGCUUACAUCAGGCCAUUUCAGGACCAGGCCUGGUACUAUGCUGAUGACAACUACGUGCAACCCGCCACAUGGGCGGACGUGCAGUACACAUAUAAAGGAAGCAGCACGGCCUACUUGCUUCUGUACAGGAAGAAGAGCAGGAAUUCAUCUGGAUAACAGUUGGGAACACUGCAGUCCUCAUGUUUUACUUUUUUAGCAGGACACUAUAUGGUUUAAUGCAGAGAAUAUUCCAAGAAUAGGACCAAAGUCUGUUUAUAUUUGGUGUAUAAGUAUGAAGAGAGGUGUUGAAUGUAAGAAUGUAAAUCAGUAUAUUUUCAUGUUGAUUGUGGUUUAUAAAGGACAAAGAUAGGACUAAGGUAUUUUGGCAGUGAUUAUUUUGUGGAGUUUAUUGAUAUUUAAUAAAAUGACUGUUUUAUAAUAAUGUUGCCUGUGAUCUCAAGUUAUUGCUGUAGAUUUAAAAAUAUGGAAUAAAAGAUAAACUGCGCUGAAAGUUAAAAGACUUUUAUUUUGAAAACUGCAACCUGGCUUUUAUUUUGAGAAGCCAUCGCGCUUUCAGACUUAUUUUGAAAAGCAUCCAUGUCAUGGCAUUUCCCCUGCACGUCCUGGUAAACACCUCUGUCAUGAUCUUGUAGUAUCAAGAGAGAGAGGUUAAAAUGACUAAUCCACUGAGAGGAGAGGUGAUCAGAUUGUACAAAAAUCUUUUGUAUCUUGGACGGGAAUAUCCAAAAGGCACUGCUUACUUCAGGGAGCGUCUGAAAGCCGCUUUCAUGAAGAACAAAGAUGUCACAGAUCCUGAGAAAAUCCAAAAGCUGAUUGACCGUGGAGAUUUUGUGAUCAAAGAACUCGAGGCGCUUUACUUCCUCAGGAAAUACAGAGCAAUGAAGAAACGCUAUUACGAACCAGAGCAUUAAUCAACAAUGUUUUCUGUCACAAGUGCCAGACUAUAUAUAUGUCUCAGAAGUUUUUGAAUAUCUGUAUCUGAUGUGUUGCACUAUAACUGAUUUGGACAUAAACGUUUAUUUUUACUACUA
Megalobrama amblycephala (Wuchang bream) is the source of this 2272-nucleotide messenger RNA. RefSeq names its product LYR motif-containing protein 5A. Gene Ontology annotation, molecular function: cysteine-type deubiquitinase activity; cysteine-type endopeptidase activity. Gene Ontology annotation, biological process: protein deubiquitination; respiratory electron transport chain. The coding region runs from base 375 to 1397 and encodes 340 amino acids. The transcript is spliced from 13 exons. Gene Ontology annotation, cellular component: nucleus; mitochondrion; cytosol. The record is from RefSeq and is a predicted model, not a curated record. Lineage: Eukaryota; Metazoa; Chordata; Actinopteri; Cypriniformes; Xenocyprididae.